Eriocheir sinensis (Chinese mitten crab) is the source of this 4576-nucleotide messenger RNA. RefSeq names its product mucin-5AC-like. NCBI's taxonomy places the organism in Eukaryota, Metazoa, Arthropoda, Malacostraca, Decapoda, Varunidae. Bases 161 to 3280 code for a protein of 1039 amino acids. Gene Ontology annotation, molecular function: dopamine receptor binding. The record is from RefSeq and is a predicted model, not a curated record. The transcript has 9 exons.
AAAGCUCAAAAGAAGAAAUCACUGUCCCCGUUCAAGCCUGGCGGGCCCCGGAGAGCCACCUGGCGGGGAAGGUGACGUUCGCGAGGCCCAGCAGCACCAACACAACCCGCAAUAUUAUGUCCCCCGCGCCUCGUGUCCUCAGAGCUCUCCUGCUGGUGGCAUGAUGGCGGGCAGCGAGGAGCGGUGGCGAGAGGGGUCAGGUGCCACUGCUGGAGCCCUUGGUCAUCUCUUAGAGCGCAUGACUAAUGACUUCACACCUCAGCACGAUUCCCAUCACUACCAGCCUGGUUUUGUACCCUCAGCCUCUCCUCCUUGGACCAACUCUGGGCAGGCUCCAUUAACUAGCUUGGGAUCUCCCAUGCCCUCCCUCCAAACAUCACACACAAGCCUUGGCUCCCAAAUCCCACCUUUGCAAGUAAACCACAACAGUCUUGGCUCACAAGUUCCUACUAUGCAAUCGGCACACAGUAACAUUGGGCCUCAGAUGACUCCUUUACAGCCCGUAACCACAAGUGCCCCUGGAACCAUGCCUCCUGGCCCACAACUUACAGGGUCAUCAGCCAGGAGUUACUCCGUCAGCCAAGAUUUGUUUUCAGAGCUUGAUGGAGGGAGGAGCCCCCUUCUUCGGUCCUCCUCAGACUUAGGUCUGCGCUUGAAUCAUUACCAUGGGCAAGGAAACCACUACAGUGACGGAAGACUUGAUGGAUUUAUGGAUUCUAGCAUUGACUCUCUCGAUGGUAUGUUAGUGAGUGGUCAUGAUUCUGCCUUUUAUCUUGAAGUGCAAAGAGGGCCAAGUGCACCCUCAGGCACUCCUCCUCUACAAGGUGAAGGGCAAAGUCUCAGCCCUGCUGCAGUACCUCCUCCAGAAUUCAGUUUUUAUUCUCAUGAAAAUGAUAGAAUAAUAGAAGGGGAAACAAUGAAUAAUAUUUCUGCAAAGUUUUCAAAUUUUACUGCUUCCCUUGGAAGUUGGUUCAGCCCCUUUGAUCCUUUUCGAAGCAAUCUUACAGCUGCUCAAAGCAAAUCACAGAGUCCUUCCAGAAGCUCUGGGCUGGGAGCCAGAACAGAAACCAAGCCUAGAAAGGAGACCAAUGGAUCCCAACAGUGCAACACCAACCAGGUAUCUGUAGCCCAACCAACAAAAGCCAAUAAGCCUUCAUAUUCUGAUGUAUUGAGCAAAAAUCCAGUGCAGGAAGGGAAACUAAAUGCUCCAACACCACCUUUGAAUAGCAGAAGUAGUAGCAGUAAUAGUAACAGUAGUUGUACAACUGCUUCCAAUCAGCAUGCUCAGAGCACACAAAACCCUUCACCAAGUCCUGCAGCCUCCCGUCCGGAGCAGAAGGCUCGUGGCAACAUGGCAAAAGCAAGCAAAACUCGCAGCUCCAACAGUAACACUAAUGGAUCAACAGGGGAUCAAGCUCGUAGACAGUCCAGCAGAGUAGAGAACCCCCUCUCUCAAGUUACCAUGGAUGAGUUUGAACUGACUGACAGAAAUUUGGGAAAUGGUUCCAUUAGUGCAUAUGAGCACUAUGACUGGGGGGAAUAUCCCACCAGCAGCAACACGACCACCACCACAUCAACUACUCUGGGCAGUGGAUCAUCAGUUUUAAAAUCAUCUUCCAGCAGCCCCACACAUCAAGCUAAGAAAUUAUCAUCUAAAGGAGAUACCAAGAAGAACACUCCAGAGAAGAGCAUUAGUGGUGUCCCUGUUGAAGGGGAGAUAAUGAAAGGAAGUGGUGAUCAGCUAAACAACAAGCUCUCCUCCUCUCAUCAAAAACAGCCACCCAAACGAACAUCAUACAUCAACAACAUUCUCAAUGCCAGCAGUUCGUCAUCUCCCUCCACCACAUGUCCAACCACGGCAUCUGGUGGUGGUAGUUCCACAAAUACCACUACAAAUAGCCCAAGCCGUGCUACUCCUGCCUCUGGUGUUUCAACAUUUGCCACCAACACAGCCAACAACAAUAAUAACAACAAUAAUAACAAUGAUAAUGAGCGAAAUGAGAGCACUAAGACGAGGAUGUCUGUGUUGGCUAAGGAAGAAAAGAAAAUGCAAGAUAUUCCCGGGCCGUCAGUAAGUGCAGGGCCUCGUGCUGCACGGGGAAAGCCUCCUUCCAAUGUUAGAGGUGAACGCAGUGCUCCAGUUAGACGCGCUGUACCAAAGCGACCCAAGAGAGUCACAUCAUUCACACACCAUGAGCUUAUCGCACAGGGAUGGGCAUUGGCAGUGCAAUGGAUAGGGCUAGCAGUACGUGCGAUGGUGUGGCUUGGUAACCUGACAAUAGAUGUUGUGGUGAUGAGCUCUCGACUCUUCUUACACCUUUUGGUGGUGGUGUGGGCCCAUUUGUUGGAAUACUGGACUACUGCUGGUCUUGCCCUCCAGCACUACUGGAUGAAAUUCACUGGUCUCUUUUCCAAGAAGGAGAAAGAAGAAAAAAAGCUGCCUGGACGGGAUAAAAAACUGCCGCGGGGUCUAGAUAUCAACAUAUCACUGCCCACCACUGGGGAUGAGGCCAUGAAGCGCCUCCUGGCAUGCAAGGGAAAAGACCCAUACAGCAUCUUGGGGGUGACUCAGGAUUGUACUGAUGAAGAUAUCAAGAAGUACUACAAAAGACAAGCAUUUCUUGUGCAUCCAGAUAAAAACAAACAACCUGGAGCAGAGGAAGCGUUCAAGAUCUUAGCUCAUGCUUUUGAGAUCAUUGGAGAGCCAGAGCGGCGGAGAGAAUAUGAUGUUCGUUUGGCAGAGGAAGUGCAGUUGGAAGGUGCAUGGGGGGAACUUGCCUCACUCCUCACUCGAUUACAAGAGAAGUUGGAUGAGGCAGCCAACACUAUAAGGUGCACCAACUGUAAUAAGAGACAUAGACGGGUCAAGCUUCCGAGACCAAUUUAUGCUGCUAGGCACUGUGCUGAGUGUCAAAUACAUCAUGCAGCCAGGGAGGGAGAUAUUUGGGCUGAAAGUACACUGCUCGGGUUACGUUGGAGAUACUAUGCUUGUAUGGAAGGUGCUGUUUACGACAUAAGUGAAUGGGCUGCUUGCCAGAGUGAUAACCUGAAGCACUUGCAGGCCAACACUCACAGUGUACAAUACCGCAUUGUUUCAGGGAAGAAAACCCCCCCUUCCAAAAACAACACCCCAGAAUUUCCUAGUGAUCCAGACCUAGAGGAAUUUUUCAACAAUUUGUGCAAAGAGAAAUUUGGGAAGAGUUAUGCAUCAGGGAGCAAUCCAGGUGGAGGUCAACAGGUGCCAGACACUCGCAAGAGGAAGGGAAAGAAGAAAAAAUGAUCCAUGGACUGAUGGGGGGAGGGGCAGGGUAGGGGUUAGGGUUAGGGCAGCAUUACCAUACAUUCAGUUUUAAAGAAUGGUUGUUGUUUGUAAUUCUUCUGUUGUUACUCAGGAGUAAGUAGGUUUCUACUCGUGAGGAAAGUUGCAUGAGUUGGGCAGCUGCAACUGGGGUUUUGGUAGGUGGAUGGUAUUUCUUAUUAAUCUGUUACAGGUGCGCUUCAUGGCCUUAGUAGAGCAGUUAAUAAAUCUGGCUUCAGAAUUGUGAUCUUUGCCUUUGAGGAAUUGCAUGUGCUUGUAUGUCCUGACCUAUACCAACAUAUUCCAGAGGAUGGGAAAUACUAUCACAACUAAAUUUGGUUCAUCAGGGAGAAAAAUGUAGCAAUUAUAUCAGUACUGCAGGUUAGUAACAUUUAUAAUUUUCUUUCCGUUGCUUCUCCUGAGUAGUUCUUGGGGGACUGCUCUACUGGCCCCUUUAUAGCAUUACUUAACACAGGCUUGUUUAAUUUUGCUGAAGGUUUUCAUCCAGAUUUUCUUUUCUGACAAAUUAAAUUGCUGUGCUAUUUUAGGAACUAAAAUUAGUUAUGUACCUGAUACAGGUAAUAUUUUAAUAUACUUUUAAAUAGGUAAACAUACAGUAUUGAAGAAAUAAAGGGAUGAGUUCUUGAACUCCAGCUGUAUAUUAUAUAUGCAGACAAUUUUAUGUGAGUAUCGCCCAUGACGUCACCCGGCAGAAUAAUGUUUCAUAUUUUUAAACCUUUUAAGUUUUCAUAGUACUGCUUAAUCUUUGUUUUCUACAUAUUAGUGCAGCAGGAUUUGAUGGGAGAUGUCAAAUGGAACUGGUGAUAAUGUAAAUGUUAUUUUUUUAAACAUGAUAUUUAUGCAGAUUUGUCAUGGGUAUCGCCUAACAGCUUCCCAAUAAGGCAUUAUGUCCAGAAAAGCUAACUGCUAUUUUCAAGGUCUGGGGGGGGUGAUGGUGGCCACAAUAGUUUUAUAAUAAAUUGGUUUGUGCACCAGUUUUGUGUUACAAUCCAACAUUGAGACUGGUUCCAACCCACAUUAUUGUCAUACAAGGGGAGGCCUUUGACCAAUGUGAUUUAUAUGCAUACUAUGUCCUAAAGGUGAAGUACCUUUUAAGCUUUUUGAUCAUGCACAUAAUCUCUUUAUUCCACUUUUCUUUCUUCUAUGUUAAAUAUAUAAUAAAUCACAUUCUUGACUCACUUGUAGUGAGUAUUGCAGCAUCUAGAACAUAUAAUCUGCUGAAUAAUAUUUUCUGUUAAUAUAGAAACUGUAACACAA